This is a messenger RNA of Staurois parvus, 510 nucleotides long. The record is from the annotation of a GenBank genome assembly. NCBI's taxonomy places the organism in Eukaryota, Metazoa, Chordata, Amphibia, Anura, Ranidae.
UCCACUCUCCCCAGACCCGCAUUCUCUAUAUCCGCUCUCCUCGGACCCCGCGUUCACCGUAUGCUCUCUCCCCGGACCCCCGCGUUCACCGUAUCCGCUCUCCCCGGAUCCCGCGUUCACCGUAUCUGCUCUCCCCGGACCCCGCAUUCACCGUAUUCGCUCUCCCCGGACCCCGCGUUCACCGUAUUCGCUCUCCCCGGACCCCGCGUUCACCGUAUCCGCUCUCCCCGGACCCCGCGUUCACCGUAUCCGCUCUCCCUGGACCCCGCGUUCACCGUAUCCGCUCUCCCCGGACCCCGCGUUCACCGUAUCCGCUCUUCCCGGACCCCGCGUUCACCGUAUCCGCUCUCCCCGGACCCCGCGUUCACCGUAUCCGCUCUCCCCGGACCCCGCGUUCACCGUAUCCGCUCUCCCCGGACCCCGCGUUCACCGUAUCCGCUUUCCCCGGACCUCGCGUUCAAUGUAUCCGCUCUCCCCGGACCCCGCGUUCACUGUAUCCGCUUUCCCCGG